This is a messenger RNA of Cloeon dipterum, 3716 nucleotides long. Its product is annotated as arrestin homolog. Gene Ontology annotation, molecular function: G protein-coupled receptor binding. The transcript has 7 exons. Gene Ontology annotation, biological process: G protein-coupled receptor internalization; signal transduction. The coding region runs from base 207 to 1736 and encodes 509 amino acids. Gene Ontology annotation, cellular component: cytoplasm. The record is from RefSeq and is a predicted model, not a curated record. NCBI's taxonomy places the organism in Eukaryota, Metazoa, Arthropoda, Insecta, Ephemeroptera, Baetidae.
GGCGCGACCAGACCAACCAGUUGUUGUGUGCUCGGCGAGAGAGCGAGUCGCCUGCCACUCCGGUUGCAUACUCUCGGCAGAAUACGCUUGGUCUCAGCCGGCCGACAGAGAGCGAACGAGUGCAAAAAGGCGGCCGCAGCGGCCGAAAACAUGUGAAUCUACCUCGACGGUGACUUUCCUUUUGCUGAAUCCAAUUGCGUCCCAGCAUGACCGACGAGGCAGAAACCAAAUUUGAUAAGCCCAGAAAUGGGGGCACCAGUUGUGUGGACAACCCUUCGCCUCGAUCACUACCCCCCAGCGGAGACAGAGGCAGUCCGACGGCAACCGCGUGUCCUCGGCUCCGAAGGGCCAGCACCCCGGCCGCGCUGCCUUCCACCCACGACAAUAUCAGCUCACAAAGGGUUUUCAAGAAGUGCGCGCCCAACAACAAAAUCACGCUCUACCUCAGCAGCAGGGACCUCGUCAUUUCAGAGUCGCGGGUCGAUAAACUGUAUGGCGUCCUGCUGGUUGAUCCCACCUACGUUCAGGACAGGAAGGUUUUCGGCCAAGUCACCCUGACGUUCAGGUACGGCCGCGAAGACGAGGAGGUGAUGGGCCUGAGGUUCUGCAACGAAGCCGUCAUGUCCCUGAGCAGGCUCUACCCAGGGCCGAACCCGCAUGACAAGCACGCUCAAGAUGUCACUCCGCUGCAGGAGGCGUUAGUGAAAAGACUGGGCCCUAAUGCAUAUCCAUUUUGCCUCGAAGUAACGCCGAUCGCACCACCCAGUGUUCAACUCGUGCCCGCCAAGGAGUACAACGGAGCUCCCAUCGGAACGAGCUACGACGUCAGAGCCUUUGUCGCGGAUCGGCCAGAAGAAAAGCCUCACCGGCGGUGUACAGUGCGAAUGGGCAUUCGGGUGCUGCAGCGGUGUCCAGUCGACAUAAACCACCGCAGCUCGGGCUCGCCGCCGCGGGCGUCCAUCGAGAAGCCGUUCAUGCUGAGCGACGGCCGGGUGCGACUGGAUGCUGUGCUGGACCGAGCCUUCUAUCGCCAGGGGGAGGCGGUGCACGUGAAGCUGUCCAUCCACAACCACAGCCGGAAAACGGUGCGGCGGAUCAAGAUUUUCAUCGUGCAGCACGUGGACGUGUGCAUGUUCUCGAACGGCAAGUUCAAAAAUGUGGUGGCGUCGGUGAACAGCCGGCAGGACUGUCCGAUAGCCCCCGGCCAGAGCGUGCGGCACUCGUACACGCUGUUCCCCACCAAGGGCUCGACCAAGAACUGGAUCGCCCUGGAGGACUCGUACACCAAGAGCGGCGCCAACCUGGCGUCGACGGUGACGCGGGGCCACUCGGUCGGGCCCACCAGCAAUCCCAACGUGCCGGAGAGCGGGGGCGGCGGAGGCAGCGGCGGUGGCGGUGCUAACGGCAACAACGACGCCGAACGCAACGUGUUCGCUAUUUUCGUGACCUACUAUUGCAAAGUGAAGCUGAUCGUCGGCGCCAUGAACUCCGAGGUCAGCGUCAAGAUGCCGUUCACGCUGCUGCCGACCGAGGAGAAGGACAAAGGCGAGUCCAUGCCCCCGGAGCCGUCCCCGACACCCACGCCAUCGGCCCCAACCAUCGAGCUGGCCGAGCAACCGCCGGCGCCGCUGGACGACGACGGAGUGCGGCGGGCGCCUCCGGAACGGCCUGCCAAGAUCGGCGCCACGGCUAGCGGCGUCGACACGAUUGAGCCUAGCGGCGAGACCAGCUGCUGAUCGCUGUCCUGAUGCUGAUUUCGGCGAAAAAGCACUUACACGCUUAUUCUACUAGAGAGAUAAAGAGCAGAGUCCGUUGCUGGAUGUUGUUGUGUGAUUGUCUUUGGAAAAAGGGGUGGACUUUGAAUAUUUUCGUGUGUUAUAAUAUGCUCCCGUUUUAAUUGAACCCGCUGUUAUACAGUGAAAAUGUUUUUAAAAUUCGUCUAAUCAAAUUGAUUUCCUUAAUUUGCUCAAAACGAACAGCUCUCGGACAUAUUUCGAAACGCAAUUAUACCCUUUUGAGUGUAAAGCUAGAGCAAUGAUGAACCUAAAACGCAUGAUACACUUGGUGUGGCUUAAAAUAUUUUUAAAAGGUGAAAGCUUUGGAACACUAUAUGAGAAAGCUGUCAGUCAUUUUAAUAUUUCAACCUCCUCAUGCAUACUUAGAUAGAUGAUGUACUUUCCCACAAAAUAGAAUUUUGUGAUUAACUCUAAUAUUAUGCUUCUGCAAGGUGCUGAGUGACAGCUUUUACGAUUUGAAUUUCCUUGGAAAGCACCAAUCAUUGCCAAAGAGAACGAAAGACGAAGGUGAUUUAACUGCAUUUUGUUAAAUGGAACGCGAGGAAGCUUGGUUCCAAUUCAGAAAGAUGAAAAUAAUAAUCAAUGGCUUAAAUUUUAGUGUUUUAAAAAACUGUGCGUGUCCCCUAACGAAAAUACGCUUGUUUUGAUGUUGAAACGAUAAACUGUCAUGAUAGAUAUCGAUUUUCCAGCCUUUUGAACUACAUGCUGCUUUCCGCGCUAGAAUUUCUCGUAUCUUGUUCAUUUUCCCACUCAAAUUGACCACUUGCGUAAGCCCUUAGUGUUCGAAGCUGCCAAAACAUGGCGCCACCGUAUAUUUUCAAAAUAAAUUUAAUUUCAAGGCACUUCCGCUGUGAUUUCAGACUCAUUCCUGCUACUGUGCAUUCUUCACUUAAUAUCUUUUCUUUUGACGUGCUGAAAACCAAAAUUGGUUCAGCCAAUCGCCGUAGAAUCGUGAAAAGCUAUUUUUUGAAAUAUAAAAUCUUUUCCGACGAUUCUACGCCGAAUGUCUGGACUGAUUUUGGUUUACAGCACGUCAAAAGAAACUAUAUUAAGUGAAGAAUGCACAGUGGCAGAACUGAAUCUGAAACCCCAGCGGAAGUGCCUUAAAAUUAAAUUUAUUUCGAAAGUCAACGGUGGCUUCGAACUUUGAACACUAAGGAUUUAAACAACUGGUAUUUAUAUUGUCAAGCUUUCCAGUGUAAAGUGAGUACGUGUCCCCUUGUAAAACUGGAGUGUCUGCUAUAAACGAGCAAGCGAGAAUAAAAAUCGAAAUACCAAACGGUGAAAACAUUUAAGUCAAUUAAAAGUGGAAUUUCGCAAGAAAAACCGCUGGAGUCAGUUCCAGCAAGAGAAUCCGAGUAACAAUAUUUUUACAGCUUACCCGAUUUGUACAUUUUUCAAACCCUUUCUACAUUCGCUCGGCCGCACACGAAUAGCUAAACCUGAUUAACAAUGUGUGCCUGCGUGUAACUGUACACAUACAUACAUAUAUUAUACGCCAGGAAUAAUUGCAUCUCGUUAAUGAUGGAUGAUACCGUUUGUUUCACGCACACUACGCCCUCAUACAUGUAGCAACCCUCGUUUUAACUGUAAAUAUUUCAGCAUGGAGAAUUCACGCAGAUUAGCUGAUAAAUUCAUUAAAAUUGAAAUGAGUACAUGUUGCGAUGAUCUCAAAAAGGGUUGAAUCCGACAGCCGACAAGAUUAUUCAACUCGUGUGAGGAAUAAAAAAUAACCCUCAAUUGUUGUAAUUGGCUGAACAGUGUUUGCGAGAAGAAUUUGCUGUAAAACCAUGUCAAUAAAUAUGAAUGUGUGUCAAACCCAAGAUAAAUGCACCCCUACCCUUUCAAGCUGAGUGUAUUUUGUUACUCGAUUGUGAUCAAGUCAUUUAUGAUGAAUAAAAAGUAUUUAUGACAUAUUAA